UGCCACUGCUGCUUCUCUCCUCAGCGACUGCACCUCGUCGGCGCGGCGCGAGCAGAAGCGGGAGCAGUACCGCCAGGUCCGGGAGCACGUGCGGAACGACGACGGGCGCCUGCAGGCCUGCGGCUGGAGCCUGCCAGCCAAGUACAAGCAGCUGAGUCCCAAUGGUGGUCAGGAGGACACUCGUAUGAAAAACGUCCCUGUGCCUGUCUAUUGCCGCCCACUAGUAGAGAAGGACCCGACCAUGAAGCUGUGGUGUGCAGCUGGAGUCAAUCUCACAGGAUGGAGGCCUUUGGAGCAGGAGCCUGGGAAUGGGCAGAAACUGGACCCUGGUCGUGACCCCCUCACCUGUGAUAGGGAAGCAGAAGGGGAGAACAACAAAAGUAACCACACAUCUCCU
Merops nubicus (carmine bee-eater) is the source of this 397-nucleotide messenger RNA. RefSeq lists its product as uncharacterized. The annotation marks the transcript as partial. Lineage: Eukaryota; Metazoa; Chordata; Aves; Coraciiformes; Meropidae. The transcript has 3 exons. The record is from RefSeq and is a predicted model, not a curated record.